UUCAUGAUUCAUUUUUUAUUAUUUAGCAUUCCAAUAUUUUUUAGUCGUUUCUUGUUGUGAUUGUGAUAGUGAAGAAUUUGGAACGCAAUCUAAAAUUAUAGUGUUGUUUAAAACAAAUUUAUAUUUAAAGUAAGACGUUGUGACCCAGCAAUAUGUGGGAUCCAACGCACGUUCAAGUAACUGUACAACGAGCUCGCAAUUUACUUAUCAAAGGAAAAAACGGUACUAAUAACUGUUUUGUUACAAUUUCACUCGGCAAAGAAAAAUUUCAAACUUCUGUGAAACACAAAUCUACGGAAAAUGUUGAGUGGAUUGAGGAAUGUGAAUUGCAUAUACCCUCGCAAGGAAAUACGGCAGAGAUUGUUUUGAAAGUCUUUACUGAAGAUUACCUCAAAGACCACUUACUGGGUCAAAUUUCGAUUCCGUUAAAAGACCUAGAUGUGAAUGAACGUGCUAGGAAUCGGUGGUACCCGCUACGCGGUAAACCCGGCAAGGAAACUGAUAAAAAUAGGGGUGAACUGGAAGUGAAAAUAGCAUUUUUAGUAAAAGAAGGCAGUUUGUCAGAUCUUUCAAAAAAAGAUAAACAUAAAUCUUCGCUGGGUAGUUUGGCUCACAAUGUUGGAGGCAGUCUUAUGAGUAUUGGAAGUAUUGAAAAACGUAAAAGCCUUCACAAGUUUGCUACAAAACUUGGAUCUAAAAUGAAUUUGACUAAAAAAGAUAAAAAGAGUGAAUCAUCAUCACUUGGUGGAAGUAUUGGUAACCUUAGAAAGUCCUCCAUUUCUCCUCCAGAUACAUCUACUCCUAAGAAAGUAGUAAGUGAAGCUGAUCCAGGUGUAAUAAGUGAAGAUGAAGAUGAAUUUGCCUUUGAUGAUUUAUCUCAUAAAAGCUCAGGUAGUUCACUGAAUGUACAAACAUCAUACAUGCCCCGGAUAGCAAAGUAUUCGCCAUCUCCUGUAAACGCUUCCUUAGAAAAUUUAGGAGGAGGUGAGUUUUUGAGAAGAUCAACUAGUAGCAAUUUAGUUGUAACAGAAAAGACAGCACCCUCAAAACCAGUUCGUUUAAGUCUUGAUACAUUUAAUUCUCCCCAGCUUCCUAUACAGCACAUAGGUGAUGAUGAAUGGUCACAGAAACUAGUGCCCAGAAAGUCGAUGAGUCAAUUAGCUAUAGAUAGAGAAAAGUCUUCCAGUCUUGAAAGAAACAAAAAAUUAGACAGUCCAAGUUCACUCAAAGAAAAACCAAGCCCAAAGUUCUUUAAAAAAUUUGGUAACAAUAACAAGCCAAAAAAAUUACUUGAAGAACGUAUCAUUGUUGGAGAAGAAAAUAUUGUGGAAGAAGAUUCAACUAAUCCAGCAUAUAACAACAUUCCAAGGACAGUGCUACAACAAUGUGAUGGAAUGUCACGUGAAGACUUAAUUUUAAUGAUUUACAAUCUUCAAAAGGAUGUAGAAUCUGAGAAGAAAAAGAAUAAGGACCUUGAGAACUAUUUGGAUGAUUUACUUCUUCGAGUUAUGGAAACUACACCUAGAAUUUUGCAAAAUCCAUAUGUCAGAAAUAAGAGCAUGCAUAUAAGAAAUAAAUAAUAAAUUUUCUUCAGAUUAGUCAAGGAGAUACUAGAAGACUUUGAAAUACUACACCCUUGAAACAUUCUUUGUAUUGUGCAACAUUUAAAAUUUGUAUGAGAUGUUUAAGGUAUGAGUUUCCAAUUUGUGAAAGUACUUCCUAGAUAUCCAUAUAUUAUCAUCUCAUGUUUAUAAUUGCGUCCAAAUCUGUGCCUUACCAUUCAUAGGGUCUGUGAUACUGGUAAAUUAUUUGAGAUAUGAUUUUCAUCUGAUUGUUGCAUGCACUAGGUGUUGGAUUUCAUUUAAUUAAAACAACAAAUACUAUUGCUACAUUAAUAGAUGUAUUGAAUGUUUAAAGUAAGUAUUUGCUUCUGCUUGUUAUAAAAUUUGUUUUAACUCUAAUAUGUGCCAAAACAACAUAAAUAAUUUUAAACAAUGGGCAUAUCAGAGAUAAUUGCAAAUUUUGUUAGAUAAGAAUCAUCAAGAUUUCCUUCAAAAAUAAACCAAUUAGAUGAUAAUCAUUAAAAAUUAUGAAAACUCAAUGCUAAAAUUCCUGAUAAUGAUAAAAAGUGCAAAUAUGUAUAAAAUUCGAAAUUAUUAGUCAAAAGCUAGGAAAAGUAGAUGCUACUAUAUUUUGUUAGAGAAAACUUUCAGUAUUGUUAAAUAUAUUUAAAUUGAUAAACAAUAGUAAUCAAAAUCGUGUGCCUUAGCUGUAUUUCAUCAUAUAAUGAAAUUCAUUUAUAUACUAUUCAUACUACAUAUAUAAUAUUCAUUUUAAUAUUACUGAUAUUUAUUAAUUUAUGUUAAUCAAUUAGAUUUAAUUUAAUCAAUAAGUGCAAAUAUACUUGGGUACAUUCCCUAGUGCAAUAGGUAAUUUUAAGAUCUUAACAUAAAUCACUUAUAAAACGCAAAUAAAAAGUUUAUGUUAGUUAUAUUAUUAAAAUAUUAAGGCCUUUUUACAAAUUACGAAAGUGGCAAUUCUGAUGUGAUGUUGUUGAUGUUUUACACAUUGGUUGAGUUUUAAGAAUAGUUCUUCAGUAAAAAUAAGCAAUUACAUAUACUAUACUAACAUUGCAUGUAUAAUAAUUAAUAAUUGAUGUAAGACUACUUUCUCUUAUAUUUAUAUAAUUUUUCCUAAAAUUAUUAAGAGAAAGAAAUGUUUGCAUAUUUUAAAGCAUGAAUAAUAAAUAUUAAUAUA
This is a messenger RNA of Pieris brassicae (large cabbage white), 2757 nucleotides long. RefSeq names its product rab11 family-interacting protein 1 (gene Rip11). The transcript has a single exon. Gene Ontology annotation, biological process: regulated exocytosis. The coding region runs from base 153 to 1580 and encodes 475 amino acids. Gene Ontology annotation, molecular function: small GTPase binding. The record is from RefSeq and is a predicted model, not a curated record. Gene Ontology annotation, cellular component: intracellular membrane-bounded organelle. Lineage: Eukaryota; Metazoa; Arthropoda; Insecta; Lepidoptera; Pieridae.